AUGUCAUCGACUAUGCACGUUGUCGCUCUAAUAGAUAAAAAAUCGCGACAAAAUGGUAUAGAGUAUGGAACUGCACGUUAUCGAUUUGAAGAAAACCAAUUUGGAACCAUUCGUUAUAGAAUAUUACCAAGUGCUAGACAGACAAAAUAUUGUCAUCCGUUUUCCGAAGGAGAUGUUGUCACGAUGGUUGGAAAAUUUUCCUAUGAGAUUGUUGAUAAAGCAGAAUGCAUUACGCCAUCAUCGGGAUGUUGGGAAUCAGAGGAAAUACCAUUAUCAUCACCAUAUUUAAGUUUUUGUACUCAACCUAUCCCUGGUUCAUUACGUCAGCUUGAAAAUUCACAAUUUGUACGAACAAAAUCAUCUAUUGAUAGUCAAUAUUCUCGUCGUUCAAUUGAUCAAAGAUUUCGUAUUGGUUAUCAAGUAGAUAAUGAUCGAUGGGAUAAUUUGGCUGUAAAUUGGGAGUUAUAUUCACAAUUUUUUAUUUCCGGAUUUUUCCUUCAUGCUGAUAACGGAGAAUUACAUAUUGAAGCCGCAGAGCUUGAUUUUGAUCCAUCAACAAGAAAACAUGGAAGACAUUCAACAACUGGAUCAACCAGUUCAUCAACCGCAGGAGUUAGUCCAUUAGCCAAGAAUUUUGCAAGAUUAGUAGAAAUGGAAAAAAAUCCUGGAUAUAAUUAUUCAUCUAUUAUGGCUUCAAGACCAACCGAACAUUCAUUCGUUAAACCUUUACACAGAAGUCCACCUGUAAAUGCAAUACAAAUGAAUCAACAAGAAACAAAUAAAGAUUCAUUAGAACAAGAUUUUUUUAAAGGUAUACAAGCAUAUCAGCAAAUAAUUCAAAGAAUGUCUACCCAAGGACCAACCCCACCAUUAGGUAGUCAUCAGGUUCCAAAUAUGAGUGGCUCGGAACAAGCAUCUGCUGAACAAAUAGCAGAAUUAAUUUCGGAUCAAGGUACGCGUCACGAUAAAGCUGGUACUUACUUGAGGAAUUCAAAAAAUAAUCAUCCACUUCCAAAACAGAUUCCAAAUAUUUCUGUAUGGCAACUUCCUCAACAAGAUAUUCAUCAAUAUACUCAAUUACACGAUAUCCGUCAUCAACCAGAUUCAGUACAAAGACCACGUGAUAAAUCAACCCCAAUUCAACAAAUGGGUUAUGAUCAAUCUUAUCAUCCUUCAACAAUUCCAAAUGAAGGAAAUCAGUCAAUUUCAACACAACGCAGUAAACAUAAAAAAGAUAUAACAAAAUUAGGAGGAUCAUCAACGCACAUGUCAUCACAAAACGAUCGUGAAAAGACACCACUGACACAAACUGAUAUAACAAUGUUUUCGAUACCUCCACGACCAGAAUCAGAAUCAGGUGAAUCACAACAAGCAUCAUCCGACGCUAUUGAUUCAUCCAACAAAAGAAAAUCUUCAA
Messenger RNA from Racocetra fulgida, 1417 nucleotides. The record is from the annotation of a GenBank genome assembly. NCBI's taxonomy places the organism in Eukaryota, Fungi, Glomeromycota, Glomeromycetes, Diversisporales, Gigasporaceae.